Messenger RNA from Fibroporia radiculosa, 1626 nucleotides. RefSeq lists its product as uncharacterized. The coding region runs from base 1 to 1626 and encodes 541 amino acids. The transcript is spliced from 8 exons. The record is from RefSeq and is a predicted model, not a curated record. NCBI's taxonomy places the organism in Eukaryota, Fungi, Basidiomycota, Agaricomycetes, Polyporales, Fibroporiaceae.
AUGGAGGCAAAACAAUUCCACAAAACGGUAGCCGACCUUGCAGAGCAAAUUCACCCCAGGCGGCAACGCGAUCUUUUAUUUUAUAUCGUCCUCGUUGUCGCGGUCAUCCCCCUCUGGUCGAUCGUGCCGCUCUCUUGGGCUUUUGUGAUCUAUGCGCUCCGAUCAGGCCAGGUCUGGGCAUAUGCAUGGCGUGGGCAAGCUCUUUUUGCUGCUGCGCUUUGUGAGGUAUUCUUCAGCGUGUACCAUUUCAACCUCGUCAAGUUGGUAUCUGGGCCUCACGCCAUGCCACCAAACAAGCUUGGCGAGCUUCAGCGCACUUUUGUUCGCGUGUUGCAAGCCGGCUUGGCAGACCUACCAGAGGAAGGAUUUGAUGAAGAAUCACUAGACGUUGACCGACCAGGCAGUCCUGCUGAGGAAAUCACUACCCUACAGUACGAUGAUCCUCGAGCCAUUGACUUCCGUAAUCAACUCAGAACCUGGUUCGGCAAAGUACCCUGGUCAUCAAUUCAUAAACAUGAGAUGCAUACAUGGCUUUACUGGUCCAUAUAUAACGAGCCCUUCACAUCUUUGGAAACACUCCCUCCUUCGCGAAAAAUUGCACUCGAGGAAACCUGCAGCCUCAUUGAAUGUCGCUCGGGGUCCAAAAUACCCGAAGGCUCGAAUUCGUCUGUCAAGCCUUUGCUACUCACACUAGAUCCUGUCAGCGUAGUGUGGCGCCCGUUUAUUUGGUACCUCGGAGUCGCUAUAAGCAAUUACAUCUUACGCAGAAGGCUGGUACGCCAUCAAAACGCCAGAUUUGGAGUGUACCAUGGACUAGAGUAUUUUGUCCGCGUUCCCUCUUCUUGGAAUCCGACUACUGGCCCUCGACCGCUCGUGUUCAUGCAUGGCCUCGGUCUUGGUCUUACACAGUACAACCGUUUCAUAUCGCAUCUUCUGAAUGUUUUACCCAACCAGCCCAUUCUUGUGCCUCUGCAUCCACAUAUUAGCCAGGAUAUCUUUCAUCCGCAGUUUCUGAGGCCGAUGGGCCGCCAGGAUAUGGCCAAGACCCUUGCAGGAUUGAUCGACGAAUUUGGGUGGGCGGUGUGGGACAGCAAGGAGGAAUCUGAUCAAGACGAGAGCAAGACCGAGAGCGCUCCGACAGGUGUUAUUAUGAUAAGUCACUCGAAUGGGUCUUUCGCGCACGCCUGGAUGCUUAAGGCGUAUCCGACGAUGAUUACCCGAUCAUGCUUCAUCGAUCCUGUGACGUUCUGCUCUUGGGAAGGAGAUCUCUGCUACAAUUUCAUUUACCGUCCUUGUAGAACUGGAGUUGAACUGAUCAUCAAGUACUUUGUCGGGACUGAACUCGGUGUUGUGAAUUUCCUCCAGCGUCACUUCGACUGGUAUGCAAAUUCGCUGUGGUACGAGGAGAUUCCGAAUGCUCGUGACCCCUCCAAGACCAUGUUUUUCCUUGGAGGGAAGGACGAUAUCCUAGAUGCAUCGCGGGUCAAACGAUACCUUACCUCACACGGCAUCCGCAAGGGCAUCUGGUACGACCCUAAUGGACGACACGGCCAAGCGAUGUUAUCCGGUUCACCUGGCCAUAAGGAAAUCUUGCGGUGGCUUCAGCAAACCGAAUUAUCCGCAUAA